Molecule: messenger RNA, 1670 nt
Organism: Paramecium sonneborni
Lineage: Eukaryota; Ciliophora; Oligohymenophorea; Peniculida; Parameciidae
Source: the annotation of a GenBank genome assembly
AUGAUUAUACUAUCAAUUAUUUUAGCAAUUGCACAUUCUCAAUAAAUAAAACCAACUGAUUAUGCAUUCUCUUUAAUUUAAGGUAUUACAUACAUUUCUAUAUAUAGUAUAGUCAUUAAUACAUUAUGAUUUGAAAGUAAAUUAAAAUGCAAUACUCUAUACUUAUCCCAGAGGUACAAUUUAUAAAAGCAACAUCUAAACUAAUAAUUCAAAUCUAUUGUGUAGUGUCUAACAUGAUACAAUAACAUUGACAAAUAAUAUCACUAAAUAGAUUACAUCAAAAGAUAAAAUGGAAAAAGAAAAUGAUUAAAUCAUUAAUGCAUUUCUUCUUAACAAAUAAUUAGGAUUAGUAACAGAAUAAAAUUACUUUAUUUAAUUUAAUUUAGAGACACUUGAAAUAAUUCAAAAGUAUCAGCUAUCUGAAUUUUUUGCAGCUAAAUAAUAAUUUAAAAAAGGAGUGUUCAGUCCAGAACUUAAUAUGACUUUUCUAUUCUAUUAGAAUAUCCUACUCAUUUAGAAUGAUUAAGGAAUAAUUACGUCCUAAAUUAUUUAAGAAAUGACUAUUACUAAAAUAUUAUGUAGUUUGGGAUACAUAUUCAUUUCAACAAAUGAUGGAUUCUUAGUUUAUUGGAUAGAUGUUGAAAAUCAAAUAAUUUUAUUAAGAAGCACUAUUGAUAAAAAUGAAAAUAUUAUUGAUAUUCAAUUAAGUACUAAAGGAGAAUAUAUAUUUUUAUUAAAAAAAGAUGGAAUUCAUAUUUAUAGAGUACUUUUUGAUAGUUAGAAAUGGAUUUAAAUUUUACCAUACUCUAUAUUAUCUUUCAUACCUAUUGAAUCUUCAUUUGCAUUUAAUUAAAAUAAUGAUUAGAGUUUUGUUGUCCUCAUAAAACCUUAAAAGUAGGUGAUUUUUUUAGAUUUAGAAAUAAAUUUAGUGUAAGGAAUUUGGUUUGUAGUAAACACUCAUAACCUUAAAAUAGAUGCUUAAAGCUUAGAAAUAAAUAACAAUUAUGUUAUUAUUAAAGGUUCUGAGACUCAUAGUAUAAUUAGACAUUCAUAACCCAAUAUUUUUACGGUAUUAAAAAUUAAAAUUAUAAUUAUAGAAUAUUUUUAAUUAAUAUCCAUUUACUCAAGCACAUGUCAUUAAACUAAAUUUUUAUGAAUCUAUCGAAAAAGAUAUUCUAUUUGGUGUAGAUACAGAUUCUAUAACUUUCUAUCGUUUAGAUUAAAUAGAUGGUAACAUAUUGUGUUCAACAAAUGAUACAAAUUUAAUUGGUUAGGUAUUGAUUUAUUUAAAUUAGAAUUUUGUAUAUUAAGUUUAUUCUAAUUUAAGUGAUUGCGAAAAAAAGUAACAAUAUUCAGGAGAGAUAGAAAGCAAGGAUUUGAUAGUAUGUUAAUUUAAUAUAGAUCUUGAAAUAAAUGUUAUUUCUGAAAAUUUAAAUGAUUUUAGAAGAUAAAUUUUAAUAAUAAUUAGUAUUUGUUUAGGAUUGGCAUUGGUUUUAAGUAUAUUGGGAUUGAUUUGUUAUAGAAGAAAAACAAGAAAGUAGCUUAAUAAAUAUGAAUAAUAAAUAAAAUAGUAUUAAUAAUUUUAAAGUGAUCAAAAUGAGAGUAAUCGUACAAAACAGACAACAUUAAAAGUAGAAAAUAAUUUUAAGAUUGAUGAAUUUGAAUAAUGA